UGUGCAUACAUAUAUUCAUAGAUAUUAAUUUUCCAGAAAUAGAAUAAUGUCCAUAACGCUUGAUUUUAAUAUAAAAAAAUUAAAUCGCAAUACCAGUAAAGGAUUGCACUUGCACUACUUGCCUGCAAAAAUCGAUGGUGAUGCUCACGCGAAUGUCGACACAUAUUUUAACAACUACACUCGCUCAGAACACCCUUUUGAAGGAAGAGUUUCAACAAAUGCAUUACGAGGUUAUCCUCUGCUGGGAGAGCAAAUCGGUGUGCCUGAUGGAUUUAAAGCUGCUGUUCUACAAGAAACAAGACAAUCAAUGAGAGGCUUGACAGCCCGCCAAUUACGCUUGACAGGCACAUUUGAUAAAUUAAUGUUUUGGAACUACGAUAGACUACCAUCCAAUAGCGAUUGUUACCGUCAGGCAAUGAAAAUGAUAAAGGUGUCGGAUGCUCUUACUGUACCUGUGGAUGAUGAUGAAAUAAAGCGACAAACAGAGGACCACGUGUAAAACAAAAAAAACCUCAGAGCUGAACAUGCAAAUUUUAGUAUACAUGUACAUACAUAAAUAAGUACUAUGAAUUUAUUCUUUUACGAAAAUAUUAAACACAAGAAUAAUUUAUUGAUUUA
Messenger RNA from Scaptodrosophila lebanonensis, 618 nucleotides. RefSeq lists its product as uncharacterized. The record is from RefSeq and is a predicted model, not a curated record. Gene Ontology annotation, biological process: RNA catabolic process. The transcript has 2 exons. Gene Ontology annotation, cellular component: ribonuclease H2 complex. Bases 47 to 499 code for a protein of 150 amino acids. NCBI's taxonomy places the organism in Eukaryota, Metazoa, Arthropoda, Insecta, Diptera, Drosophilidae.